This is a messenger RNA of Pipistrellus nathusii (Nathusius's pipistrelle), 1539 nucleotides long. Lineage: Eukaryota; Metazoa; Chordata; Mammalia; Chiroptera; Vespertilionidae. The record is from the annotation of a GenBank genome assembly.
AUGGCAGAAGCUUCUGCAGAUGCCUCAACUCUCCCUGUGACAGUGAAAAAAAAGAAAAGUCUGUCCAUUGAAGAAAAGAUCGACAUCAUAAAUGCAGUAGAAAGUGGCAAGAAAAAAGCAGAGAUUGCAGCUGAAUAUGGAAUAAAGAAAAAUUCAUUGUCCUCUAUUAUGAAGAAUAAAGACAAAGUUCUAGAAGCCUUUGAAUCACUGAGAUUUGAUCCAAAGAGAAAAAGACUGAGAACUGCUUUCUACACAGAUCUGGAAGAGGCAUUAAUGAGGUGGUAUCGAAUCGCUCAGUGUCUAAAUGUACCAGUUAAUGGCCCAAUGUUGCGCCUAAAAGCAAAUGAUUUUGCCCAGAAACUGGGACAUAAUGAUUUUAAAUGUAGUAAUGGAUGGCUGGAUCGCUUUAAAUCCAGGUAUGGUUUAGUAUUCAGAGCUCAACCUGUAGAAGCUACAAGUGUAUCAGUAGACCCUUCAGCUGUUUGGCACCAAAACAUACUUCCUUAUUAUUUAAAUGAUUAUCAUCCUAAAAAUGUUUUUAAUAUAAAAGAGACUGGACUGCUUUAUCGAAUGUUACCUACAAAUACAUUUGCAUUUAAAGGAGAAACAUGCUCCAUUGGAAAGCUAUGCAAGGACAGAAUAACCCUUGUGGUUGGGACAAACAUGGAUGGCUCCGAAAAACUUCCUUUGCUUAUCAUUGGGAAAAACAGAAAUCCACAUUGUUUCAAAGGUAUGAAAUCAUUGCCCGUGUAUUAUGAAGCCAACAGAAUGGCAUGGAUGACCUCAGAUAUAUUUGAACAAUGGAUGCAGAAGCUUGAUGAAAAAUUUCAAGCCCAGCAACGAAGAGUUGUGAUUUUUGUUGAUUCUCUUCCUGCACAUCCAGAGGUAAAGAACCUAAAGUCCAUUGAGUUAGCAUUUUUCCCAUCAUGUUUGUCUCCCAAAUUUAUAGCCAUGAAACAAGGUGUUAUUAAAAGCCUUAAAAUUAAAUAUCGACAUUGUCUUAUCAAGAAAUUUUUAAGUUCUGUUGAAGGCAGCAAAGAAUUUACAUUUUCCCUAUUAGAUGCAGUUGAUACAUUGCAUCUCUGUUGGAGGGCUGUAACCCCAGAGACUAUUGCUAAGAGCUAUGAAGAGGCAGGAUUCAAAUCUCAACAGGGAGAAAGCAACAAGACAAAUGCAGAGUCUAACACUGGUCUUGAUUUGGUUGCCCACGCCCAUGCAGCAGGAGUGGAAUUUCCUGAAGGUUUAUCUAUAGAAGAGUAUGCUGCCCUGGACGAUGACUUGGAGACGUGUGAAGCAGUACCAAGUGGUGAUGUGGUAUGGACCAAAGAAAGUAAAGCAGAUGAAACUGGAUUUUAUACUUCUGAUGAAGAGGAUGAUGGUGGAUCUCUGGGAACUGAACUUCCUUUACCGUCAAAAAAUGAGGCAAUAACUGCUUUAGCUACUCUUAAAAGUUUUCUUAGAAGUCAAGAUAUGAAUGAUGGGCUUCAUAAUUCUUUAGCAGACCUUGAAAUUUUUAUUAACUCUUUGUCACUUAAGUAA